UAAGCCUGCGCGGAUUUUUUAUCCGCACACACAAACUAGUUCAACGUAGCUAGACAAUCUUAGCAUUUUCAAAAAUGAAAUUCGCAGUGGUGAUCUUGGCGUGUGUGGCUGCCGUGAGCGCCCAAUACAGACCGGGACAGUACCAACAGUACCAACCCUACCGUGUCAACCAGUACUCGACCCCCAAGCCCUUCAGAUACAACCCCGUCGUGUACAACCCCACCCCCGCCCCUGUCCCCGUCGCCAUUGCCCCCGUAGCUCCCGUCGUCCCCGUGGCCAGGGCUGUCGCUGACGCCAGGAACGCUCAGACCCUCAAGUACGGAAACGAAGUCAACCCCGACGGCAGCUACUCUUACUUCUUCGAGACUGACAACGGUAUCGCCGCUCAGGCCCAGGGUACCCCCCGCAACUUCGGAGGCAACCCCCCAGUAGUCCCUGACGUCGCCCAGGGAUCCUUCUCCUGGACCGCCCCUGACGGUACCCCCGUCGUCAUCAGCUACGUAGCUGACGAGAACGGAUACCAGCCCUCUGGUAACGCUAUCCCCACCCCUCCUCCCGUGCCCGCCCAGAUCGCCCGCGCUCUCGAAUACAUCGCCAAAUACGGACAAAAGAAGUAAGAAGUUCAGCGAACACCGAGACUUACGCAAUUACAAUAUAGGUGCAUGCCUAUAAUAGUAAUGAGAUAGUACAACUUAGUAGUAUUUGAAAAUAUAAUAAAUGUGAUAUAUAUUUUAA
Messenger RNA from Trichoplusia ni (cabbage looper), 735 nucleotides. RefSeq names its product larval cuticle protein LCP-22-like. Bases 75 to 617 code for a protein of 180 amino acids. The record is from RefSeq and is a predicted model, not a curated record. Gene Ontology annotation, molecular function: structural constituent of chitin-based larval cuticle. The transcript has 4 exons. Lineage: Eukaryota; Metazoa; Arthropoda; Insecta; Lepidoptera; Noctuidae. Gene Ontology annotation, cellular component: chitin-based extracellular matrix.